Molecule: messenger RNA, 3122 nt
Organism: Branchiostoma belcheri (Belcher's lancelet)
Lineage: Eukaryota; Metazoa; Chordata; Leptocardii; Amphioxiformes; Branchiostomatidae
Product: tyrosine-protein kinase Abl-like
Exons: 12
Coding region: 1-2217 (738 amino acids)
Biological process (GO): multicellular organism development; cell surface receptor protein tyrosine kinase signaling pathway; protein phosphorylation
Cellular component (GO): signaling receptor complex
Molecular function (GO): transmembrane receptor protein tyrosine kinase activity; ATP binding
Source: RefSeq, a predicted model, not a curated record
AUGGGGUACAAGGUACAACAGUCUAAGAAUGGCAUUGUGCUUCAAGACGACGGUGUAACCGAAACUAUAGACGGAACGAGCGCAGAGCUUCACUGGUGCUACGGGUUCAGGCCCAGUAAACAAGUGAUCUUUGAGGCCUGGUGGUUCAAACAGACUGGUGGUGAUCAGGUGCUGGUGGCCAGUCGUUACCCAGCUAGGAAUGCUUCUGUCCAGUCCAGAUACAAGGGGCGAGUGGAGGUAUUUGGUGAUGCAGACCUGCUGUUGAAAGCAGUAAGCCCAGCAGAUGUCGGCACGUACCAGUUGUUUGCCGCCUUCAGUGAUGCUUCAGAUCCGCUGUGGAAGGACAGGCACCUCGUGGUUUACUACCCACCAACGAAUAUGGCAGUCACUUCAAGCCUUAGUGCAACAGAAGGAGACCAGGUGACGAUUCUGGCCCACGCCAACAGUGUACCACCUCCUACCUACCUGUGGACAAAAGUCAACGGCUCACUUCCCAGUGAUUCUGUCAUGAACAGGACUACUGGAACAUUUACAUUACCGCACGCUACACUAAAUGACAGUGGCACAUACAGGGUCAUCGCUACUGAAACGCCUGCAGCUGGCGGACGGUCCACCCCACACGUGGCAAUGAGUACUACUGAAACGCCUGCAGCCGGCGGACGGUCCAUCCCACGGACGGUCUACUCCACCCGUGGUGGCGGACGGUCCAACCCACACGUGGUGACGGCUGCAGUGGUGCCAUCCGUGGUACUACUCGUCCUGGCAGUGGUGGCGGCAGUUCUGGGAUACCGGUGGAUCAGAAAGAGACAAAGCGACAAGCACCCUGAAGAGCAGUUAACAGAAGUGCACAGACCACCGCUCCCACUCCCUCCCCCUGUGCCGGCUCGGCCACAGUUCCUGGAGUACGAGGUAAACCCAACUGAUCUACAACUGAAAGAACAGAUUGGCAGAGGGGCCUUCGGCGUCGUGUUCCUUGCGUCUUUAAAGAAAGUUGUUGAUGGUUUUCUUACCGAACAAACAGUGGUGGUGAAAACUGUCCACGAGGAUGCAGGAGUAGAGGAGAUAAAGAAUUUUAUACGAGAGGUCGACACCACCAUCAACCUAAGGCAGCACAUCAACCUACUAGGUUUGGUGGGGUGCUGCACGCUGUCUCACCCUCCCUACCUGGUGACGGAGUACAUGCCGUAUGGAGACCUCAAGAACUUCCUACUCAAGUGCAGAAAGUCGGAUGGGGCACUCCGUGACAGUAUGUAUGACUUCAAGGAGAAGAAUGUCUACCAGGUAGCGCAGCAGAUAGCAAACGGAAUGGCCUACAUUUCCCAGGCUGGUUACGUGCACGGUGACCUGGCCGCCCGGAAUGUUCUAGUAGGAGAGGACCUUUUGGUGAAGAUCGCAGAUUUCGGCCUCACUACAGACAUCUACGAGCGAGGCUACCAGCGGCAGGAUGCGGAGCAGAGAAUCCCCCUGAGGUGGAUGGCGCCGGAAAGGCUGCUGCGAGAGGGCCGGUACACCAGCAAGAGUGACGUUUGGUCCUUCGGUGUGGUGCUGUACGAGAUCGCUACGCUCGGGAACGUGCCCUACCCAGGUGCAGAACGCACUGUGCUCAUGGAGGAACUCCGCUCAGGGUACCGGGAACCCCGUCCUCCUGGCCUCAAGCAAGAUCUGUACGAUAUGAUGCUGCGGUGCUGGCAAUGGGAGGAAGACCAUCGCCCAGAGUUUCAUGAGCUUUAUGAAGAGCUGAACGCUGUUGUAGGUUCCAUUGCAAAGGAUUGUGAAAAACCUCCUUCCAGCUCCCAAGAGGGUCAGAAUGAGGCAGCAGAUGUUGCUGAAAACUUGAAUGACAUCCCAAAGUUGGCCCCAACAACGAUGCAACUCCAUGUUACUGCAGACGUCUACAACAGCGAAAGCCAUGAAGAAAUUGACUCACUCACUUCUUCAAAUGAAGAAUCUGGUUCUGAACCAGUGGAGACAAAAUACAUCAAUGGCUAUCACAGUAAUAACCACAUAGCAGUUGGGUUCAAGGUUGCACAACAAAACACGCUUAUUGAAAGUAAAGACACCGACCAGUCGCAAAUGGAAUCCUCAAGCCCAUUGGGUGCAGCCAUUAUGGAUUCAAAUGACAACUCCGAGUUGCCUGUGUCAACAAAUGUGCAGAAGAAUGAUAGACCUAUGGAAGGAGGUUAUCUGCCUAUGGCCUCCUUGCCCCACUAUAAUUGAGGAUAACUAUAUGGUGACCGUUUCCUAUUAACAAAUCCUACAUUUCAUGUCAAUCCAUAUAAUUGAUCUAAGGUGACACAAAUCAAAGUUUUGUCUUUUAAGAAUUAAAAAAAUUUACAGACACCAAUCGUUUCUGUCAACAAAGAUUCUACCAGAUUGGAGUCCAGACGUAUACAUAUACUUAUGUUGACUUGGAUGUAACAAUGUAACGUUAACUAAGUCAGUGUAAUCACAUCGACUUUACACCAGUGUGUGAUGUUGUACACAUGUAUUCAAUUUGCUUUCAUUAGCUAAAAAGCAAAGUAUUGUUGGUCUGCCUGUCCUCUCAUACUCAUAGACCCUACGUAAUGAAAUAAUACUGGGAAUUUAAAAGAUAUGUAAUCUACCCGUAUACAUCAUUCAGGUGUUUCUGUCUACAAAACUAGACUAACAUUAUUCUAUCACGAGACAUCAAGAUUAACGUCUGCUUGGAGAGUAGAGGUGUUGUACAAUGUGUAGAACUGGCCUGUCAGGAAGUCACGAUUGUCAUACUAUCACCUAAACAGAAUCCUUGCCCUUUUGGAUGCAUUAUACCACAUCCUGGUGUACGAAUUACGAAGUAGUAUGGGUGAUGAAGGACAAACUGUGUGGAUUGUUUAUGCUGUAUUUCAGUUAUGCGGUAUCUGAUAAGGAAGGAUUGUAAAAUUUUAUGGCUGCAACAUUUUAUGGCUGCAACAUUUUAUGUGUAUGUUUUAUCUGUUGUCUAUAUAAUAAACCAUUCAUUCAUUUAAUCCCUUUCAUGAUUGAAACAACACAAACAUCAUUAUAAUGUCAAAUGUUGAUAAGAUUUUUUGAUAGUAGUUAAACGUGUAUAUAAAUAAUAGUUAAUGAUAUAAUGCUCCAGGAAGAAUAGUGAUAUAUCAUCA